UUACUGUUAGUAGUUAUAGCAGUUUGUCCAAUUGUGGAAGGUCAGUACGUCAUGUCUGCUUGGGAGGCAGCAAGCACACUGAACGCAUGUUUACCCACUCGCAGUGGAGCUGUAGACAUCAUCUUUGCUCUCGACCGCUCUGGAAGCGUUGGCCGUUCGAACUACGACAAAAUCAUCGAUUUCGUGAAGGCCGUUUUGAAUCACUUCAGCGUUUCACCGACAACGACUCGCGUGGCCGUCGUUUCGUUUGGAACCAGCGCAAGAGUCGAGUUUGAUCUUCUUCGGUCGUCGUCGAAUGACAACAACAAGUGUGAACUGCUUCGCACCCAUCUGCCCAAACUCAGUUACACCGGAGGUGCGACAAACACUGUAGGAGCUCUAAGACUAGCUUUGGCGUUAUUGAAGAAUCCAGGGGUCCGAUCGUACUCAACAAAGGUGGUCUUUACGAUUACAGAUGGCUACUGGAAUAGAGGCGGAGACCCCGCAUACGUCGUUAGGGAGUUACAGAGCAGAGGUGUGAUCAUGUUCGCAUUCGGGAUCGGUUCGUGGGGUAUCAGCAGUUACAGAUUGAGCGCUCUGGGUAACAGGGACAGCGGUAGAUACAAGUACGUCUACCUGUGUCUGGAUUUCACCGUUCUAUCAGAGAUAGCCAGGAGGCUAAGAGGAGAUUACCACUGGGUUCAAUACGUCCCAUUUACACGCUGUCCUUCCCGAUGUAACCACGGAUGUCUGUGUGAAGUGUACGGCGGAAACUACGCCUGUUCGCUGUGUCCGAAGGGGUACUACUGCAACACUUGGAGCUCUAUAAGUGAGUAG
Molecule: messenger RNA, 816 nt
Organism: Branchiostoma floridae (Florida lancelet)
Lineage: Eukaryota; Metazoa; Chordata; Leptocardii; Amphioxiformes; Branchiostomatidae
Product: sushi, von Willebrand factor type A, EGF and pentraxin domain-containing protein 1-like
Exons: 3
Coding region: 52-816 (254 amino acids)
Source: RefSeq, a predicted model, not a curated record